AUGGCUUAUCCAACAUGGCCGCCGCCACCUCCUCCACGCUGUCCUCCUCCGCCGCCACCUCCUCCACGCUGUCCUCCUCCGCCUCCUUGUGACUGCUACUGCCCUUCUCCUCCUCCGCCGCCACCGCGUCCUCCACCGCCGCCGAUUCUACCUCCGCCGCCACCUCCUCCUCUGCCACCUCCUCCGCCGCCUUCCGGCCAUACAGUGUACAUAGCAGUGUUCGUUUCCCUUGGCGGGCUUUUCUUCCUGGCGUUCCUAGCAGCGGGGCUCCUCUUUGUAGCUUACAAGAAGAGGAAGGAAAGGCACGACCCUGGUUCGGAUCAUGUUUCAGAGACAUGUAUCGAGGAAGAGGAACACCGUCACGUGGAAGAGGUCAUCACGACCGGACCGUGCGGCGAACAAACGGUGACGGUGACCGUUGACGAGGAUGUAAGGAUCCAUGAGAUUGUUGAAAGCGAAGACAUCAAUCGAGGUCAUUUGAGUAACGGAUGA
This is a messenger RNA of Tarenaya hassleriana, 492 nucleotides long. Its product is annotated as glyceraldehyde-3-phosphate dehydrogenase, testis-specific-like. The transcript has a single exon. Bases 1 to 492 code for a protein of 163 amino acids. NCBI's taxonomy places the organism in Eukaryota, Viridiplantae, Streptophyta, Magnoliopsida, Brassicales, Cleomaceae. Gene Ontology annotation, biological process: plant-type secondary cell wall biogenesis. The record is from RefSeq and is a predicted model, not a curated record.